UUCAUCCUUUUGUCUCUCUACCUGCCAUCCUCACUUACUCUCUCUGUUCAUUCACUCCCAUACCUCCACCAUUCUUCUAUCCAAACAACCCCUUAAAACCCACUUGUUUAACAUUUCAAGUUUCCAACAAUGGAAUCCGAAUCCCCCAUUUCAAUGCACCAGCCUCUCCAUUUCCAGCAAGACGACGACGCCUCUCCCAAGCCCAUCAAGAAGAGCUUAGUCAGCACGCUCAUGGAGGCCGCCGCCCUCCGCAGCCCCUCCUUCAAGGAAGACACUUACUACAUCUCCCACCUCAAACACUCCGAGAAGAAAGCCCUCUCCGAUUUCAAACACACCCUCGCCGCCUCCUCCUCCUCCUCCGCCAACGCGUCCAUGUGGGGCAUCCCGCUUCUCUCCGCCGCCGGCGCCGACGACCGCGCCGACGUCGUCCUCCUCAAAUUCCUCCGCGCCCGCGACUUCAAGGUGGGCGACGCGCUCCACAUGCUGGAGAAGUGCGUGGGGUGGAGGAAAGAGUUCGGAGCGGACGACGUCGUAGAGGAGGACCUGGGGUUCAAGGAGCUCGAAGGAGUGGUUGCGUAUAUGAACGGAUUCGACAGACAGGGACACCCUGUCUGUUACAACGCCUACGGCGUGUUCAAAGACAGGGAAAUGUACGAGAGAAUCUUCGGAGACGACGAGAAACUCCAGAGAUUCCUGCGGUGGAGAGUCCAGGUUCUUGAGCGAGGGAUUAAGCUCCUCCAUUUCAAACCCGGCGGCGUAAACUCCAUUAUCCAAGUCACCGAUCUCAAAGAUAUGCCCAAACGAGAACUCCGUGUCGCCUCUAAUCACAUCCUCUCUCUUUUCCAGGACAAUUACCCAGAAAUGGUGGCCCGCAAGAUUUUCAUCAAUGUGCCAUGGUACUUCAGUGUGCUUUACUCAAUGUUUAGCCCAUUCUUGACCCAAAGAACAAAGAGCAAGUUCGUGAUCUCCAAGGAAGGCAAUGUUGCCGAGACAUUAUACAAGUUCAUCAGGCCGGAAUAUGUGCCAGUCCAGUAUGGCGGUCUGAGUCGACCCAGCGAUUUGCACAACGGUCCUCCUAAACCGGCCUCCGAGUUCACUGUCAAAGGAGGGGAGAAAGUCAACAUUCAGAUUGAAGGCAUUGAGGGCGGCGCGACAAUAACAUGGGACAUAGUGGUGGGAGGAUGGGAGUUGGAGUACAGCGUGGAAUUUGUACCCAACGCCGAGAGCAGCUAUACCAUCGCCGUGGAGAAGCCGCGGAGGAUUGCCGCCGGGGAAGAGGCGGUUCACAACUCUUUCAAGUCGCCGGAGGCCGGGAAAUUGGUGCUCUCCGUCGACAACACGGCUUCCCGGAAGAGAAAAGUGGCGGCUUAUCGAUACCUAGUCCGCAAAUCAUCGACCAUCUAAUAAUGCUUUUUACAAAUAGUAAUAAAGAAUCUUUUGGGUUGCUUUUAGUUGGCCGGCCACGCUAAUCUCUUUUCUUUUUUUGUUUAAUCAUUUCUUUGAGGGGCUUAAUUACCUUUGUGAUGCUUGGUAACUUUUAAUUAUAUGUACUUGGUGGGUGUACUUACUACUAGCUUAGUGGUAUGAAUAUAUAUAUAUAAAUGGUGUUAUUAUAUUUGCUUAA
Messenger RNA from Ipomoea triloba (trilobed morning glory), 1624 nucleotides. Its product is annotated as patellin-6. The transcript has 4 exons. The record is from RefSeq and is a predicted model, not a curated record. Gene Ontology annotation, molecular function: lipid binding. NCBI's taxonomy places the organism in Eukaryota, Viridiplantae, Streptophyta, Magnoliopsida, Solanales, Convolvulaceae. The coding region runs from base 130 to 1404 and encodes 424 amino acids.